Messenger RNA from Malus domestica (apple), 1640 nucleotides. NCBI's taxonomy places the organism in Eukaryota, Viridiplantae, Streptophyta, Magnoliopsida, Rosales, Rosaceae. The record is from RefSeq and is a predicted model, not a curated record.
CCAUCCCUCCCAAGAACUUGUCCUUCCCAGUAUUGGAGUUAUUAAAAAAAGCUGAACCUUCAAGCUCUUUUUUUAAUUUUCCCCGUAGACCCAGAUCUUGAACCCUCCCUCCCAAAUCUUGAACCCUCCCUUUUUUUUUCCCCUUACACCCCAAAUCCCCCUCUCUUUCUUUCCCUAUUUCUUUCCCCGUUGACCCCAAAUCCUGUCUUUCCUCUUGGGUUGUCGAACCCAGACCUUGAACCCAAGCCGCCACGGGAAUCUCGAAGCCGACGCGAAUCAAGUCCCAAAAUCAAGAUAUGUAAAUGAUGGGAGACCCUUCUGGCAAUAUAUAGUCAGUUCUUCCACUGGUUGUUCUGAUUCUCAGUACUUUGAAGAACUUUAUAACUACUAUACGACUGACAAGGCUUGGCAUCUCUGUGAUCCUGAUGCUGAGAAGGUGUUUGAAGCUCUGAGGAAAGCAGGUGUUAAAGUAGGUGUUGUAUCAAAUUUUGAUACCCGAUUAAGGCCUCUUUUACACGCUCUACAUUGUGAACAUUGGUUUGAUGCAGUAGCAGUGUCAGCCGAAGAUAAGUCUUUCAUAUAUCUAGCCGGCCUACUACAGAUGUCGAAGUUGAUUACUCGUCGUCGGAGUGUGAUCAAUGCGCCUCCCACAUUAUCAGCAUCUACUGCUCCAGCCGUGAGUGCUCCAUUAAUUGGGGAGCCUACACCCAAUGUUGAGGCUACUUCUACGGCGUCCCAAGUGCCCGUCUCAUCGACGUCAUCAGUGUCCGUUGAGUCGCUCAGUGCACGGCGGCCUCACCGACGCUGCCGUGACCCAGAGCCUUCUGAUCAGACUUCCUCGGCAUCCAGAGUUGAGGGUGAGGCCUCCCAGCCACCGGCUAAAAAAAACACCAGGGGGCCUAGUCGAAUGCUGAAGGAGUUACAGGGCGUACGUCAAAACAACUCCAAGAUCAAGAUUGUGUAUGACCCACAACAUUGUGGAGCGGCUACCAAACAGCAGCAUAGCGGCGUUGCUAGUAGCUGUGGUGUUGUUAUUCGAGAUAAUUGUCCUUUUCAGCGAGAGUCUUGGGCAAAAAUUCCUGAGGAGACGAAGAUAUUGGUGCGACACAAGUUGUCGUGCGUUUAUGAUCUUGAGGAUGUAUCCCCUGAGGUCAUGGUCUACUUAGAGGAGACCUUAGCAACCCGGUACAAACAAUGGAAGAACAAUUUUCACAAGCAUUUUAAGCGAUGGGAUGAUCCGGAGAUUGCUCGCCUACAUGUUCCAGAUGAGUUGAAGGACCGACCAGAGGAUUGGGAGUGGCUCUGCAAACAUUUUACGGACCCAAAAUUUGUGAAGAAAUCUAUUGCUGGCCAGAAAGCUCGGGAGUCAAAGACACUUCUCCACCAUUCUGGUUCGCAGCCCUUUUCGUAUAGGCUUGAGGCACGACGUGAGGAGGGUUCUAAGUUCCCAGAGAUCGACAUGUUCAAGGACGUUUACGUUCGACCUGGUAAUGAGACCACUAAGCAGCUUCAUGUUACUAUGGAGGAAAAGAGCACUGCUGUUCUCCAUGAAGCAGCAUCGCAGCUUCCCCCCGGAGACCCCGAUCGAGGACGUCAUAGUACCUGAGGAUGCAGGUUUUCAGAUCAUGACUGAUGUCCUG